AUGAACUCCUCUUUGGUUGGCAACCAGAGUGGCCGGCCGUUUUGUCUCCUGGCCAUUAGCUAUCUGGAGACCAUCAAUUUUUGCCUUCUGGAAGUGGUUAUUAUUGUGUUCCUCAUGGUGCUGAUUAUUUCGGGCAACAUUAUUGUGAUAUUUGUCUUUCACUUCUCCAUGGCCUCUUUGGCGUGUAUUAGUAUUGACAGAUACAUUGCCAUCACAAAACCACUGACCUACAACACGCUUGUUACCCCAUGGAGACUUCGAAUCUGCAUACUGAUCAUUUGGCUGUACUCCUGCCUGGUCUUCUUACCCUCCUUUCACUGGGGAAAGCCUGGAUAUCAUGGGGAUGUGUUUCAGUGGUGUGCCAAUUCCUGGAACACCGAUCCCUAUUUUACCCUCUUCAUUGUGGUGAUGCUCUAUGCCCCGGCUGCUUUCAUCGUCUGCUUCACUUACUUCAACAUCUUCCGCAUCUGCCAGCAGCACACCAAGGAGAUCAACGAGAGGCGAGUGCGCUUCAGCUCUCAGGAUGGGGAGGCUGGGGAGGCACAGCCCUGCCCGGACAAGCGCUAUGCCAUGGUUCUGUUCCGCAUCACCAGUGUCUUCUACAUCCUCUGGUUGCCCUACAUUAUCUAUUUUCUGCUGGAGAGCUCCAAUGUCUAUAGUAACCGUGUUGCAUCCUUCUUGACCACUUGGCUUGCCAUUAGCAACAGUUUCUGCAACUGUGUCAUUUACAGUCUGUCCAACAGUGUGUUUCAGAAGGGGCUUAAGCGUCUCUCCGGGGCUAUUUGUGCUUCUUGCGCUAGACAGAGGGUAGCUAAGGACUCCUCUACCUCUAGGAGCAAAAGAUCUUCCAAUGGAUGUCAUGUCUAAGACGCCUGUCAGCUGGACUGGGAAGUGCAGGGACAAUUCUGUAAAUUGCAAAAUAAGUUAAAUAUGGUUUUAAGAUGUCCAGAUUUGCAAAAAGGUUUCUGAGAAAUGCUGCUGACAUAGAAGAAUCAGGAGCACAUACCAUUGUGAUUUCACUUUAAAAAAUUACUGCUGUGGAGGAGGCUGUGGAGUUUCACCUCCAUAUUCAUUUUUAAGAAUAAAGCUGUAUCUUGACACUUACCUCUCCAGCUGGUG
Messenger RNA from Balearica regulorum gibbericeps (East African grey crowned-crane), 1119 nucleotides. Lineage: Eukaryota; Metazoa; Chordata; Aves; Gruiformes; Gruidae. The record is from RefSeq and is a predicted model, not a curated record.